UGGCUUGUGCACACAGUGGAAAAAAAAAGGAAAGGUGUGGUCACGGCUGUUGAUGACUCUGAGGUGCAUAUGAGACAGAACAGGAGUGAGACGGAACACGGAAAAACCUGUCUUGGAGAAAUUAAGAUCGCAAGUUUGCCAGACCUCCUUAACGAGCUGUGUGACCAGUUUCACCAUGAAUUUUAAUCAGUUAAACGGUGCCACGUCUGAAAACCGCGGCUUUCAGCUUCAGGAAAAUAGACCACCGCCUUACGCCCCGCAGCAAGAGAUCUAUCCUUCCCUCCCUCAAGCAACUCCAAGCUAUGUUGCCUUCGCUCCCAAACCUGUCAACACCCACCAAACUACAGCAACUGCUGUGCCACAAAAUACUGCAGAAAAGAAAGGAAUAAAGAGGUGUCCAUGGAAACGUAUCCUGUGUGCAUCCAUAUGUGUUGCUCUUGUCCUGGUGGUGCUCACCCUCCUAUUGUGGUACUUCCUCUACUACCAGUGUGCACUGGGGAAGUCAUGCAGAUACAGUGGGAAGUGUCUACGUUCCUCCCAGUGGUGUGAUGGAGUCAGAGACUGUGCCCAUGGAGAGGAUGAGUCCCAGUGCUUUCGUCUUCACGGAAGCAACUUCGUGUUGGAGAGUUUUUCAUCACACAACCAAUCGUGGGUGCCUGUAUGCGGCGACAGAUGGGAUGACAACUAUGGGAAAGCUGUGUGCGAGUUGAUGGGUUACAAGAGGCAGGAUUACGUAACCUACAGUCGAACAAACGCAGGUUCUUUAGCCUCGAGAGGAUUCAUGAAGCUGAAGCCUGAGAGUGAUCACAAAUUGCAAAUACACUUGCAGCUAUUUUACAGUCCAAUUUGCAAAGAGAGUUCUGUCGGCCUCCGCUGUAUGGACUGUGGAGAGAGUGUUGCAUCCCCCAGCAGUCGCAUUGUAGGGGGUACAGAGGCUUCAAAUGGAGUCUGGCCAUGGCAAGUCAGUCUCCAGAUUUCUGGUCACAUUUGCGGAGGCUCUAUUAUCAGCCCGUACUGGAUUGUAUCUGCUGCGCAUUGCUUCCAAAAGUACUCCGUACCAUCAAUGUGGACAGUGUACUCCGGCGACAUAAGCUUGUUUCGAAUGAGUUGGGAUGGCGGCAACAAAAUUGACAAAAUCAUUAGUCAUGAGAAGUACGACUCAGAAACUAACGACAAUGACAUCGCUCUUCUGAAGCUUAAAACACCCUUGACAUUUUCAAGGACGGUAAAGCCAGUGUGCUUGCCAAACGUCGGCAUGCAAUACUCAGAUGGACAUCCAGCUUGGAUUACAGGAUGGGGAGCUUUACAACCAUCUGGCCCAUUACCUGACAGACUCAAUCAGGCCGAGGUGACCAUUUACAGCAGAGAGGACUGUAACAAACAAGCAAUUUUGAAUGGGGCAGUUACUGAAUCGAUGAUUUGUGCUGGCAAACUAAACGGAGGCGUAGAUUCAUGUCAGGGAGACAGUGGAGGGCCCUUGGUGGUCAGAGAGGCAGACUUGUGGUGGCUGGUAGGGGACACUAGCUGGGGGAUUGGAUGUGCUCUGAAGAACAAGCCAGGGGUCUACGGCAAUGUAACCCACUUUCUUGACUGGAUAUAUUGGCAGAUGCAGGUACAGUAGCUGAAUGGAUCAGUCAUGAAGUCUUGAAGAACAGCACAUAAUUGCAGUUAAAUUAGACUGCUGGAAAUCUUUGUUAUAAGUAAAUGAAAAAUCAAAUGGACGGUGCACAGCAAGAAGUAUGAUAAAUAUGCUAAAUAUGAAAUGACUAAGUGUUUUACAUUUCAUGGUAAGGCUCCCUUUUUAAAGUCGUGCAUUGUAGGAACCCAUGAUGACUGUAUUAACUGGCAACAUAAAAAGUUUUAUUUUUUUUUCAAAUAAUGAGACAACACAUUGUGUAAAGUCUGUAAUUAUUAUUUACAUGUGUAUUAAUGAGAGUGUUCAUAUCAUGACUGGCCUAUUCAUGAACAAUUCAUAAAAUAUUUCUCAGGGGACCCCAUUGUGAAGUAGUAACCUGCAAGUAUCCUUAAUGCUGUGGUUGGUGUGAACAAACUUUUACUUUGAUGUGAUUUGAACCAAUGUAAAUAGAUACAGCUAGGAGCUAGGAGUCUGAGUUAGUGAGUAAAAUGGGAAUGUAGGAUUCUGACUGACUGGAUGAGAAGGAAAUGAUCUCAUUCAACCAUCGUUUGGACAUUUCUUUGUUCUCUCAACAGAAUGACUGAUGGGGAUACUGGCGAACAGCAACACAUUGCUUGGCGUACUUAAUUAAUACAAAAGCAUUGCACUUUGGAAUGGAAAUA
Messenger RNA from Phycodurus eques (leafy seadragon), 2298 nucleotides. RefSeq names its product transmembrane serine protease 2 (gene tmprss2). Bases 176 to 1621 code for a protein of 481 amino acids. NCBI's taxonomy places the organism in Eukaryota, Metazoa, Chordata, Actinopteri, Syngnathiformes, Syngnathidae. Gene Ontology annotation, molecular function: serine-type endopeptidase activity; protein binding. Gene Ontology annotation, biological process: proteolysis. The transcript is spliced from 13 exons. Gene Ontology annotation, cellular component: membrane. The record is from RefSeq and is a predicted model, not a curated record.